AUGACUGCACAGCGUGUGCUCGUAUACUUGUUGCGACGAGAUCUCCGACUUCCCGACAAUCCCGUCUUCCACGAGAUCCACCAGCUUUCCCAACAGGCACAAAGACCGUUCACCCACGUUCUCCCCCUGUAUGUCUUUGCUGCCCAACAAGUCGAGGUCUCUGGAUUUCUCUCUGAAUCUGGUUCAAAGUCACCUUUCCCUGAAGCGCGUUCGGAGGUGGGAAAGUUCUGGAGAUGUGGUCCACACCGAGCCAAAUUUCUCGCGGAGUCGAUUUGGGAUGUCAAAUCUCAGCUCGAGGAGCUGGGCAAUGGUCUCCUUAUCCACGUCGGCCUUCUAGGCACGGUUGUCGAAGACAUUUUGAACCAGUUCCAGCGAGCGCAGGACGAAGUAUCGGUUUCGGCAGUUUGGAUGACGGAGGAAGAAGGCGUGGAGGAGAAGCGAGAGGAACGGGAGGUGCGGAAAGCUGCCGAGAAAUUCGGGACACCUUUCAGACUAUGGCUGGAUGAGAAAUAUUUUAUCGAUGAUCGAGAUUUGCCGUUCGACAAACCUUCUGAUCUUCCAGACGUCUUCACAAAUUACCGGAAGUCGGUAGAACCGUUAAGAGAUGCACCUCGAAAGACCUUGCCAGUGCCGCCGUCGCUGCCGCCGCUGCCAUCUUUCAUGCCGCUGCAGCCUCAUCCAUUCUCGGUGCCCGACACAUAUGCAAAAUUGGAAUCGGUGUUAUUGAAACCGUUGAUGGCCAAACCUCCUCUCUCCAACCCACCCCCUUUCCCGUCCUCUGGAGUCAGUUCUGCUCACCCUUUCCAUGGCGGUACCGCCGAAGGACUGCAACGAAUCCAGCAUCUCAUUGAGUCGGGGGUCAUGACCGGGUACAAAGAUACCCGCAAUGGCUUGCUAGGAACAGAUUUCUCGACCAAACUCUCCGCUUGGCUGGCACUCGGUUGCAUCACCGCUCGCCAAAUACAUUCCCGAUUGCUCGACUUCGAGGAAGGCCAGGACGAGCGAUACCAAGGCACCAAGGGAUACGGCCAGGGCGAGAACGCAGGCACCGCUGCUGUGCGCUUCGAGCUUCUGUGGCGAGACUAUAUGAGACUUUCUACGCGAAAAUUUGGUCAUCGGUUGUUCCGGCUCGAAGGGUUUCGGAACGACCACUCGUACGCGUGGAAGACGCCUGGCAGCAAAGGCAGCGGCCCGGAAGUUGCCGAAAUGCUAGACCGAUUCCUGCGCGGGACAACAGGAACAUCCUUUAUCGAUGCGAGCCAACGGGAACUGUACCACACGGGUUACACGAGCAACCGGGCGCGACAAAACGUGGCAAGCUUCUUGGCCAGGCAGCUUGGCAUGAACUGGAAGUUAGGAGCCGAGUGGUAUGAAUGCAUGUUGACCGACUACGAUGUCAGCUCGAACUGGGGCAACUGGCAGUACGUGGCUGGCGUGGGCAACGAUCCCAGAGGCGAAGCCCGAGUGUUCAACCCUAUCAAGCAAGGCUGUGACUACGAUCCCCAAGGCGAGUAUUGCAAGGCCUGGGUAGAAGAGCUCCGAGGGCUGGAGGAGGCACAAGAAAUAUUCCAGCCAUGGAAAGUAAGCAAAGAGAGGAGGGGCAAGUUAGGGCUUGAUGGGCUCGACAUGGUGGAGCGUCCACUCAAGAAGAUUGACUUCAAAGUGGGUGGUAAAGGUAGAGGUGGUGGUGGUAGGGGCGGCAGAUACGGAGGCAGUAGUCGAGCCAGAGCCAGUGGUGGAGGAGACCGAGGACGAGGGCAAGGUGGAGGUGGUGGCAGUUUCGGGGCGAGAGGAGGGUAUCGUGGACGAGGGAAGAGUGAUCGAGGUCGCGAGCAAGGCCGGCAGGAAAGGGAAUAA
Messenger RNA from Cladophialophora psammophila CBS 110553, 1857 nucleotides. RefSeq lists its product as uncharacterized. Lineage: Eukaryota; Fungi; Ascomycota; Eurotiomycetes; Chaetothyriales; Herpotrichiellaceae. The record is from RefSeq and is a predicted model, not a curated record. The coding region runs from base 1 to 1857 and encodes 618 amino acids. The transcript has 2 exons. Gene Ontology annotation, molecular function: FAD binding; damaged DNA binding; deoxyribodipyrimidine photo-lyase activity. Gene Ontology annotation, biological process: photoreactive repair.